Messenger RNA from Globicephala melas (long-finned pilot whale), 3237 nucleotides. RefSeq names its product UDP-glucuronosyltransferase 1A3-like. The record is from RefSeq and is a predicted model, not a curated record. NCBI's taxonomy places the organism in Eukaryota, Metazoa, Chordata, Mammalia, Artiodactyla, Delphinidae. Gene Ontology annotation, molecular function: UDP-glycosyltransferase activity.
GUCGUGUUGGGUGGACAGUGCUCGCUUCCUUGUCUGCUGGCGGGUUCGCGAGUCCGCUCGACAUUUAUCUGAAACUUUUCCAGUCACCAAGGUAAAUGGUGACUAAGCAAGUGUCACCAGUUAUAGUUUGGGUGUCCUGGACGGAGCCAUCUGAUACAGAUGAUGCAGAACUUGAUAGAGUGUGAGACAGAUACAGAGAUUCCUGAAGGAGGGUACCAGGCCUAUUGGGGCAAUCCGACAGCAGACGUCUAAACAGAGUACUGUGGAAGCCCAGAGAAAAGAGAAAGCAGUCCCAGCAGAGUGCUUCGCGCAAACAUUGGGCGGGUAACCCUAUUAUGUGACAUAUCUAGAGAAAGCAAUUUAAAAUAGAUGACAAACACAUUCCAUCAGUCCCUAGAAUGGGAGGUGGGGUUGUCAAUCUUAUCUCAAUAUUUCGGAAGCCUCAGAGGGUUUGGAAAUGGAAUAAGACAAGCAGUAACAUCAAGCAUUGCAGAGACUCUUGUUGACCUCAAGUUCACUGCCAGUGAGGAGGUCAGUGGCAAGGUGCUUCAAAUCUUUCCUUGGAAUCCGGGAUGCCAAUCACUUUCUGGGCAAAGAGUCUUUGGUACUCGGAAGAUAAAAUCCAAAUUUUCCUUUGGGACAAAUUUCAAAACUACCAGCUUUAUUGAAACUUACCCUCUUUUUUUAUCAUUCUGAGUCCUUAGGUUCCAAGAGCAUUGCUUAAUAAUUCUGUUUCUAAAAGGGCAUUGCAGUGCAAUGUCUCUGCUCAUGGUAAAGAUCAAAAGCUAUCUCAUCUGGAAAACAUACUACUACCUGUUUCAGCAAAUGCUUCUCAUUCAUUAUCAUCCUUAUGAGUAAUUCAUUGGCAAUGAGUAUAAUUUUUUUUUUUUUUUAUGAAUGGCUAAAUACACGCCCUCUCCUGAGGCAGGUUUUGUGCCUGUACUUAUGCCGCUCCUGUUACAUGAGCUUAGAAUCCAGACAGCUGGAUUGCUCUGGGCUGCAGUUAACAGAUGGCUCCUGCGAUUUUAACCGGCUUCCUUCCUCUGUGCAUGUGUCUGCUGCUGACACCUGGCUUUGCUGAGGCAGGCAAGCUGCUGGUAGUACCCAUGGAUGGGAGCCACUGGUUUACCAUGCGUCCGGUCGUGGAGAAACUUGCCCACAAAGGGCAUGAGGUGGUCUUAGUCAUACCAGAGGUGAAUUGGUACCUGGGAAGUUCAUUCAAUCUUACGGUAAAGACUUAUUCCACGUCUUACACUCUGGAGAAUUUGAAUAGUGAGUUCCAGAAGUUCUCCGAUUUUCACUGGAAAACUCAGCCACGAAGUUUACUUCAUAUGUGGCUGAAUCCGUCCAACAAAGCUUUUGACUACCUUUUUUCACAUUGUAAGAGUUUGUUUGAGGACACAAAAUUAGUAAAAUACUUAAAAGAGAGUUCUUUUGAUGCAGUGUUUCUAGAUCCUUUUGAUAUGUGUGGCUUAAUUGUAGCCAAAUAUCUUUCACUCCCAUCCGUGGUCUUCACCAGGGGAGUCUUUUGCCAUUAUCUUGAAGAAAGCACUCAGUGUCCCAUCGCUCUUUCUUACGUUCCUAGAGAUUUCUCAGGGUUCUCUGAUGUCAUGACUUUCGGACAGAGACUGUGGAAUCAUAUCCGGCACUUGGAGGAACGUUUAUUUUGCCACUAUUUUUUCAAAAAUGUUUUAGAAAUUGCCUCUGAGAUUCUCCAGACAACUGUCACGGCAUCUGAUCUCUUCAGCCAAAUAUCAAUUUGGUUGUUACGACGUGACUUUGUUUUGAACUAUCCCAAACCUGUGAUGCCCAACAUGGUCUUCAUCGGUGGAAUCAAUUGCGCUGAGGCAAAGCCGUUGUCAAAGGAAUUUGAAGCCUAUGUAAAUGCUUCUGGAGAACAUGGAAUUGUGGUCUUCUCUCUGGGCUCAAUGGUCUCAGAGAUUCCGGAGCAGAAAGCUACGGAAAUUGCUGAUGCUUUGGGCAAAAUACCUCAGACAGUCCUGUGGCGGUACACUGGGACUCCACCGCCGAAUCUUGCGAAGAAUACAAAACUUGUCAAGUGGCUGCCCCAAAAUGAUCUGCUUGGUCACCCAAAGACUCGGGCCUUUAUCACACAUUCCGGCUCCCACGGUGUUUAUGAAGGAAUAUGUAAUGGUGUUCCGAUGGUGAUGAUGCCCUUGUUUGGUGAUCAGAUGGACAAUGCAAAGCGCAUAGAGACCCGAGGGGCCGGAGUAACCUUGGACAUCCUGGAAAUGAGUUCAAAAGAUUUAGAAAAUGCCCUGAAAACUGUCAUCAGUGACAAAAGCUAUAAGGAGAACAUCAUGCGCCUCUCUAGCCUUCACAAGGACCGCCCCAUGGAGCCUCUAGACCUGGCUGUAUUCUGGGUGGAGUUUGUGAUGAGGCACAAGGGGGCACCACACCUGCGCCCUGCGGCGCAUGACCUCACCUGGUACCAGUACUACUCUUUGGAUGUGAUCGGCUUCCUCCUGGCGGUCGUACUGACGGUCAUCUUCGUCACCUUUAAGGGCUGUGCCUUUGCCUUCCGGAAAUGCUUCGGGAAAAAAGAGCGAGUGAAGAAAUCUCAUAAACCCAAGGCACACUGAGAACUGGGUUGGAAACUUGCAAGAAGAGUCACAGGUUAAAUUCAUGUUAUGCUUAUUCGAGAAAUACUUUGCCAGAAAAUAACACCCCAGAGUGUGUCUGAAAAAAUAAAAAUGAUCUAAACAUUAGUCACACAUACAGGUAGAGAUAUUUAAAUAUCUUUUCUGCUCCCUCCAGUAUCUUUAAUCUGGACUACACGUGUCAUCUUUCAAAUCACUUGCAAAGAGGGUUGGAUAGGUCCCUCCCUCCACCUGCAGUCCUUUACCUACUCAGAAAUGGGGCCUGUUUGGGAGCCGCCGCUUCCCACCACCGCUCCCCCCUCACCCCCGCAUGAGUUGUAACCUCACCUUCUGGCAUCUGUAGGUGGUUGUGAUAGAUUCCUUUACCAAUAAUGGCUGGUUCUAAAUUAUGCUCAUGCUUCCCAGAUGUCACUUUGUGCAUUUAAGUAAGGAAACGUUUAUUCCUUGUACUUGAUAUGAUAUGAAUGAAUGGUAUAGAUUUCUGACUUUGGGGGGAACGAACGAUGUAUAAAAUUGACGGGUGAUAUGCCUGAGCAGAUAGUCAUUGCUUGAGCCAAAUGGAUCUGAGUUUGACAAAAGCCUAAGUUAUAGAGACUGGCAAGUAUAUUUUCUCUGA